AUGGCAUUGAUUUUCUCUUCUGGCGCCAAAUCGCCUUGCAAGAUGUUGACUUUUCAGAAUAGGCCACCUAACAAUUUCAAACAAUUAGUAAAUGUGUGUAUCUUUAAUAAAAUUGUCGUUUAUCUAUCUAUCUAUCUAUCUAUCUAUCUAUCUAUCUAUCUAUCCCGGGUCAUAUGUCGAAAAAACACUAUCUAUCUAUCUAUCUAUCUAUCUAUCUAUCUAUCUAUCUAUCUCCAUUUUCAUUAUCUAUCUAUCUAUCUAUCUAUCUAUCUAUCUAUCUAUCUCAGCCGCUACAAAUCGGUUCCAGGCCAUAUGUUUUAUCGUGUCAUCGCUGGUCUUUACAUGGUUAUAUCUUUUAUUCAAUCUGUUAUAAAAUUUAUUUGCAAAGUCUUUCUUCCUUCUUUCCUUUCUUUUUUCUUUCUUUCGUUAUUUCUUUCAUUCUUUACCCACGUCAAUGCGCCGGAUCAAUAUGUUUUUUUAAAUAUCUAUUUGCUCGCCAAGGUCGAAAGAAUCAUUUGA
This is a messenger RNA of Acanthosepion pharaonis, 519 nucleotides long. The record is from the annotation of a GenBank genome assembly. NCBI's taxonomy places the organism in Eukaryota, Metazoa, Mollusca, Cephalopoda, Sepiida, Sepiidae.